Molecule: messenger RNA, 749 nt
Organism: Rana temporaria (common frog)
Lineage: Eukaryota; Metazoa; Chordata; Amphibia; Anura; Ranidae
Product: killer cell lectin-like receptor subfamily B member 1B allele B
Exons: 6
Coding region: 214-702 (162 amino acids)
Source: RefSeq, a predicted model, not a curated record
GUAUAAAGUAAGAAGGAUUUUAUUCUACUAUGAUUAAUUUGUAAUUUAUUGUUAAUCUCUACAGAUAAAAGCGGGAAGAAACUCUGGUGUCCUUCCUGUAUAAGGGUCAUUUUAUCCCUCCUUUUGGGAUUGAAAAUCAUCAUCAGCUGCAUUUUUGGAGUGCUGGUUUAUAAAGGCCAGUCUUUGGGAAAUGAGAAGAACAACCAGCUAAGGAUGAACCUCACCCAGUCAUCUCCACAUCAGCUCUGUGAUGGGAAGAUCAGGAUGAUGGAAAUAAAGAAGCAGCUCUGUGUGGCCACCAGUGAGGAAUCUGAAGGAUGUACACUUUGUCCCAAUGGCUGGUUGCGGAACAGAGAGAACUGUUAUAACAUUUCAUCUGGUGGAGAAUACAGAACAUGGGAUGAGAGUCGGGAAGUGUGUGAAGAGAUGGGGGCCCAUCUACUGGUCAUAGAGGACCGGGAACAGGAGGAGUUUAUCAGAAGAUCCAGCAAAGGACCAUCAUAUCAAGUGUUCUGGAUCGGUCUGUACAGAGAUGGAGAUGGAUGGAGAUGGGUGGACGGUCGGCACUAUGAUACCGGCCUAUUUCAGCUAUCAGAAUCUUCAGGAAACUGUACAUGGUUGGAAGCAGGUGCUGGAUAUAAUAAGGAUCACUGUCAAACAAAACACAACUGGAUUUGCCAGAAGAGAGCCCUGAAGAUCUGACAGUUACUUUACAACAUACUGACACUGUUCAGACAAUGCAAAGUAUU